CUAGCAGUUUAGUUUCUGCUUUUUUUCCCUUGGUGCGUGGUUAUUUGUCUUGAAAAAAAAUUUUAAUAACAUAUAUUUCCGACACAAAUUAGUGUUAUUUGUUAUGUUGUUAAAUAAUAAUCGAUUGUUCUUAAUAUAAAGUAUCAAAGAAUAAGCAGUAAAUUGUGCAACGUCUAUUGUAGUUAUUUCAAUCGGACAUUGGAAUUCGCCAAUUUGCCCCUGUAGAUUAACAAUGGCCGACACAGAAGGCAAAAGAUUAACCGAGCUUCGUGUUAUAGAUCUUAAAAAUGAACUCGAACGACGGGGCCUUGAUAAAACUGGAAAUAAAGCCGCUCUUUUAGAACGACUAUCAAAGGUUAUUGCAGAGGAGGGUCAUAAUCCUGAUGAUUAUUUAAUAGUUCCAAAUGCACUAAAUAAAUCCGGAAGAAAAAAUAGUGGAACAGGUGCACAAAGUCAAGAGGAGCAAAUGGACACAUCGGACAUAAAAGUCGAAGUUUCUGAGAGUUCAGAAGGCAUUGAAGAAACUAGUGCGGAAAUUACUGAUGAAAAUAUAAAAACUGAAGUUGAUGCAGCAGUCAAAGAUGAAGUUAAAGACGAAGAGAUGAAUGAUACAGAUGUAUCUCAAAAUGACAUAAAAUGCGAAGUCGAGGAGAAAAAAGUGCAAAUAAAAGAAGAGGAGGAGAAAAAGGUCCAAGUAAUUUUGAAGGAGGAACCAAAAAUUUUGAAUAAUAAAGAAUCGUCACAAAAUACGGAAUCAACAACGACUGCUGAAACAAAUGGCAUUGACAACGAGGACUCGAUUAAUCUCACUAUUGGAGAAGAUGAGGAAAAUCUCCUUGCCGAGGAGACUGAGACGCCAGAUAGGCAGAAGGAUGGUGGAGUGGGAGAGAGGAAGAGAACCCAAGAUAACAAGAAGGGAGACUCUAAAGGGAGCGGUAGACCGGAUGGCAGCGCCAGCAACAAGGACGGGAGCACUGGAGCAAGCGCCGGGACCAAGAGCAAGGACGCCGGUGAAGGAGGCAAGAGCGGAGAUUCGAUCGGUAAAGGACAAAAGCGAGAUGACAAAGAUAAAAAAUCGUCGCAAAAUUCAUCGAAUGCGAGCAGUCGAAAUUUAUGGGUGUCGGGACUAUCGUCGACAACACGUGCGACAGAUUUAAAGCAAAUAUUUUCCAAGUAUGGAAAAGUUAUUGGAGCAAAAGUUGUGACAAAUGCAAGAACACCGGGAGCACGUUGUUAUGGUUAUGUGACAAUGUCAAGCAGUGAGGAUGCAUCGAAAUGUAUCAGUCAUUUGCAUAGAACUGAACUUCAUGGACGAUUUAUAUCGGUAGAAAAGGCAAAGGGUGAUUCUCAACAGAGUCAUAUGCGAAAGAGAGAUUCGAAUAGCAGUAAAUCGGAGAAACCAAAGGAGGAGAAAGAAAAGUUGAAAGACAAUCAUCAGGAUAUCAUUGAGAAGAAGGAUAAUAAAGAGGAGAAGAAAAAGGAGUCUGAGGAAACGGAAAUUGGUGUUAAGAAAAUAGACGCGAAAGUGGAAGAUUCUGAAGAAAAGAAGACGGAUAAGGACGCUGAAAAGAAGGACGACAAGGAAAAAGAAUCGGACGCACGUUCAACAAAAUCAACGAGCAAAAAACCGGAGAGCGAGAGAGGAAGACGUGACGAAAAACGAGUUCGAUCAUUUGACAGACACAAAUCUCGCAGUCGUUCUCGUAGCAGAGAACACCGUCGGCGCGAUGAUGUUCUCACUUUUGCAAAAAUUCGAGAUGAACGUGACAGGCAGAGAUUGCGCGAGAGAGAGAGACUUCUUCGCGAGGAGGAACGUCGCCGUCGUGAGGAGGAGCAUCGUCGUCGUGAGGACAUUGAACGACAGCGUGAAGUUGAACGCCGUCAGAGGGACGAGGCAGUGCGUCUCGAGAGAGAGCGGGAGAAAUUGCGUCGCGAACGCGAACGAAUUGAACAGGAGAAGGCGGAAUUAUUGCGCUUGGAACGUGAACGUCAAAAGCUUGAACGUGAAAAAUUGGAGCGCGAGAGAUUGGAAUUGAAGAGGCAACAGAUGCGCUUGGAGGAGAGUCGUCGUGCACCACCACCGCCGACAAUUAAAAGAACGUCGAGCGAUCGACGCGAUUUGUACGCGGAGCCCGAGAGAAAAAGAAUGACCACUGAAAUUGGACGUAGACACAGUCCCGAGAGAGUGCCCGAGAGACGAUCCGAUAUUAUGGAUCGUGUUUCUGAUAGACGAAUGGAAACUUCGCCCGCCACCAGAUACGAUACAAGCAGAUCAGCACCAGAUAUUGGUUUGAAGAAGGAUUACAAAAGAAGCAGUGAAUUUUCGUCUCGUAGCAGUCGACCGGAAACUUUUACUGAUGUUUCUCGAAGUAGAGAGGUGAUUGUUCGUCGUGAACCUUUACCAACUCCAUCACCAACAAUCGAUCCACGACAAGUUAAAGACAGAUAUGAACGACCAAGCGCUGCGCCUUACAGUCGCGAUCGAGAUGUUCGACGAUCAGAUCCAGAAUCUCAUCGAAGUUCACGAGACUCUCACGGCGGUCGUUACAAUGAAAGUUCCAAACCACCAGGAUCGAAUGCACCACGCGACAGUCGAUACGUGGACAACAGUCGUCCAGGUGGAUGGCAUUCCGGACCACCUUCUGCAAAAUCUUUUAAUUCUGUUCCAAGUGGCGGCACACGCGAUCCACGCAAUGAAACUUCCGGUUGGAGCAGUCGAUCCUCCGACAACGUCAACAGAUGGGGUAAUUCAAAUAGUGUGGGAAAUGCACUGAGGCAUCCUGGUCCACCGAUGUAUCAAGGAGGACCGAUGCAAUCUUUGGGAAUGUCCGCACCAGGAGCACCAGCAUCCUAUGACCGAUUCGAUCCUUACAAAGGAUCAAUGCCUAUGCGAAAAUAUUAAUUUUAAAAACAAAACAAAAAAAAAAAAAAGAUAAUCGAGAAUGAAAUUAUAUUUGAGCCUGAGAAGUCAGAAUUUCACCAAGAGAAAUUCACUCUACAAAUGCCAGUCACUAAUUUCAUAAAAAAAAAAUAUUAUAUAUAUUAUACAUAUAUAUAAUAAAUAUAAAUAUAUAUAAAAAUAUAUGUAAAUUAUACAUAUAUUAAUAACAUAUGUCUGCAUCUUACAUAUGUUAUCCUUCAUUUUAAAUCACUCGAUAAAGAAAAAAAAACUGAAAAUAUAAGCAAUUAACUAAAUUUUCAAGAAAAUGAAACAUACCAAAUUUUCAGUUAUUGCAAUUUUUUCUUUUUUUCUUAAUUCAUGAAGAAACAAAAAAAAUUGACACUGAAAUAUAUCGUAAUAGUAUUGCGAGAAAGAGGAAACGAGCUAAAGAAAAAAAAAUGUAUGAAAGAAAUAUUGUGCAGCGACUGUUAUUUACAUAAAUUAACAAUUUCUAUUUCUAUAUUUAAUAAUUAAUAAUUAAUAAUUCGCAGAAAGUUUGUUCCUAAAAUAGGAUAUAUUAGAUACGAUAGAGUUUCUCUAGAAAUAAUUAUUCUUCGUCUUCUUUUUUUUAAUACUAGCUUUUCGAAUUUUUGGGGAAACUUUAUAAUCUAACAAAAAAAAAAAAUAAUUAUAUCAUUUGAAUUGUUCAAUUUAUACAAGAUUUUAAGAUCCUGACAAUUCUUAUAUUAUAGAUUUUGUACAAUGAAAACGAAAACAAAAAGUGUCAUCUUAUCAAAAUUAGUUUAGAUUUCGUUUAUAUAUUUGAUUUCUUUUAGUUUUCUUCAUCUAGUGAGAGAAUUGUUCUCUUUUUUAUUGAGUUAAUUUUUUUUUGAAGAAAAUGAAUUUAUUUUCGGAGAUAUUUCAAGUUUUAUUUUGGAUUGCAUAGAAAUAUCACCGGCGAUUUGCAUUUUUCUUUUGUUUUGUGAUUGGGGAGUGAGAAAAAAAUAGAGAAUAUUGUAUUAUAGUCUAAGGCCCUCCAAGCUUAAUAUCAUUUUGCAUUAUUAUUAUUAGGUUGUGUAUACAACGUGAUGUAAAGAGUAUCUUAAAUAAAUUUAGGAUAACUGCAA
Molecule: messenger RNA, 4008 nt
Organism: Leptopilina heterotoma
Lineage: Eukaryota; Metazoa; Arthropoda; Insecta; Hymenoptera; Figitidae
Gene: Saf-B
Product: SAFB-like transcription modulator
Exons: 15
Coding region: 233-2902 (889 amino acids)
Biological process (GO): regulation of mRNA processing; regulation of transcription by RNA polymerase II
Cellular component (GO): nucleus
Molecular function (GO): RNA binding; sequence-specific DNA binding
Source: RefSeq, a predicted model, not a curated record